Molecule: messenger RNA, 2952 nt
Organism: Aplysia californica (California sea hare)
Lineage: Eukaryota; Metazoa; Mollusca; Gastropoda; Aplysiida; Aplysiidae
Product: GTP-binding protein 128up
Exons: 11
Coding region: 313-1413 (366 amino acids)
Biological process (GO): cytoplasmic translation
Cellular component (GO): cytoplasm
Molecular function (GO): GTPase activity; GTP binding
Source: RefSeq, a predicted model, not a curated record
UUUGACGUAGAUCUACAACAACGCAGUAGGCAUACACUCAGCCAUGCUUUUAGAGCUCAUCAGGGUGCGCGACUCAGGUCUAUACUUUACAUUAGAGUAGAUCCCUUACUUAACUGUACUUUAGUAGUUACACUGACAAAGCAACAAACUCAAACAGACUGACACGACCUCCAGAGAGAGACCAAAACUCUGUCUACGGGGAAGGCCACACAAAAGAUGGAUGGGGGAGUCAAAGGGAACCCAAAGAAACUACGUCUCAGCUGAAAUUGUCUGCGAUAGAGAAAGUAGAAGACACGGUUCCACACCGCCAAGAUGUCGAUUCUUCAGAAAAUUGCCGAUAUUGAGUCCGAGAUGGCUCGGACUCAGAAAAAUAAGGCUACCAGUGGCCACUUGGGUCUUCUGAAAGCCAAGUUAGCAAAAUUACGUCGAGAACUGAUUGAACCAAAAGGAGGUGCUGGCGCCACUGGAGAGGGCUUUGAUGUUGCCAAGACUGGAGAUGCAAGAAUUGGUUUUGUUGGUUUCCCAUCAGUUGGAAAGUCUACCCUUCUGAGUAACCUCGCUGGCGUGUACUCGGAAGUGGCAGCCUAUGAGUUCACCACUCUCACCACUGUUCCUGGUGUCAUUAGGUACAAGGGUGCGAAAAUACAGCUUCUCGAUUUGCCAGGUAUUAUCGAAGGAGCCAAAGAUGGAAAGGGUAGAGGCAAACAGGUUAUUGCAGUGGCGAGAACAUGCGGCCUGAUCUUCAUCGUCCUGGACGUUCUCAAGCCCCUACAACACAAACGUAUCAUUGAGCGAGAGUUGGAAGGCUUCGGUAUCAGAUUGAACAAGGAGCCCCCCAACAUUCAGUUCAAGAAGAAAGAAAAGGGCGGACUGAAUUUAACAUCUCUGGUAACGCAAACUGAGUUGGACAACGACCUGGUUAAGACAAUUCUCAACGAGUACAAAAUCCACAACGCAGAUAUUACGCUGCGCUACGAUGCCACCACAGAGGACCUCAUUGACGUGAUCGAGGGGAACCGUGUCUACAUCCCCUGCAUCUACCUCCUCAACAAGAUUGAUCAGAUAUCGAUAGAGGAACUGGACAUUAUUUACAAGGUCCCCCACUGCGUGCCCAUCUCUGCUCAUCACAAGUGGAAUUUUGACGAUUUAUUGGAAAAAAUGUGGAACUAUCUCCAACUUGUGCGAAUCUACACAAAACCCAAAGGACAGCUUCCUGAUUACUCGUCCCCUGUGGUGCUGAAGGCAGGCCGCAGUUCUGUGGAGGAUUUCUGUAACAAAUUGCACAGGAGCAUUAUCAAAGAGUUCAAAAUAGCUCUUGUGUGGGGCUCGUCUGUGAAGCAUUGUCCGCAGCGUGUGGGAAAGGAACAUGUCCUGAAUGACGAGGAUGUUGUACAGAUCAUUAAAAGAGUGUGAAGCUGGAUCUAUUUCUGCGUCGCUAGUCUGGACUGGAUGUAUGGAACGUGUGUACUUUCUCUCGCUUGGCCCGUCUGUGGGACGGAAACGCAACUGAGUGGAGACCUUCAAGUCUUGCUGUGACAACUUUUCCAGACCCCUCAUCGUCCAUUAGAAAGGCUUUAGAUUAUUUUCAUUGGUAUUAUAAUCAGGCUCUCUCUGUGGACUAGAACCUUUCUCGUAUCACGUGGAUUAAAGUUCAAGACCAUGGGCAUUGGUUAGUGUGCACAUACCUGGUAUUUUGAAGAGUUUGAUGAGAAGCGUUACAAGUUUCUGUACUGAACCAGCAGUAAUUGAUCUGAAGGAAAGACUAUUGUAAAGACAAGCUGAGUAUACAGGUUUUAUGGAACAACUAAUUUAGCAUUCUUCUCAUUACUUUUAUGAGUUUGACAGCAAAAGAAAGAUAUUGCAGGCACCUGUUGUGGUGGUCUUUGUCUAUCGCACAGGGUAAAAUUUCAACAAUUCUUCAUUGCGGACAUCUUUUGAAAUUUUCAGGCUGUCAUUAGAAAAACUUUGUUACUGGUACCUCCUGUUAAGCAACUUGAGAAUGAAAAUGAAGUGUAAGAAUACAUAAGUGAUCAGAAUUCCUCUUUCUGCGACCUUUCUGUUUUACAUGUGGUUGUGAGGUAUAUGUGGUCGGUUUGUAGUUUUGGCAUGCUCUGUUUCUGCUGCCUUCUCUUCAGUGCCACUACUGUCUUCACCUGUCUUCUUCCCCUGUGUCUAACCUGAUGGUAAUGUCAGUAUGUUGGGAAUCCCCUGAUUCCUUGAAUGAAUCUGCUGUGUGAAAUACCAUGGAAGUAGAAUGCUGAGUGGGAACUGUCUGCCUGCUUCUCUAAUUCGGCAUUUAGUUAAAAACAUUUUUAGAAAACUGAUAGGGAUAGUCUGCAUAAAUUGUUCAAGUCCUUGCGGUACGACGGGUAUGAGUACUAUGACAAUGUGAUUUGGUGAGAGGGGAAUAAAUGGAGGGAUGGGGGAGGAGGUUGCUGCGUCUUGUUUUUAUUUCUUUUCUUUUAAAAAAAAAUCUUAUUCCUUCCUUGCUGUGCCCACCCAUAAAAAAUGUAUGACUGAGAUGUGAGCUUUUUGUGGUUGGGCUGUCUGGUGUGGUCUGCUUGUUCAACUUCUCUUCUUCCAUCGUGUUUUUCUGUCGUCCAAAUAAUAAUUAUGUUCCAGGCAGAAUAUAACUUUCAUUAUCAUGCAGCCUCUCUAUAAACAUCUCGCCUUGGCUCUUUUGAUUUUUUUUUUCUUUCUGUUUUGACAUUUUUUCCUUUUCCUCUGGCAUGGUAGUGUUAAGUUAUUGUAGUGAUGGCUUGCUUUUCUUUAACAAUGGCUUCUUGACUAUUGAUAAUCUACUGGCUGCAGGGUAUAAUGAAAAGCAUUCUCAAACAAAUUUCUCAUCCUCUGUCUUGGGCUGAAAGGGGUUUGUCUUUCAUUUUGUCUGUGUAUGCUAUACUAUUGAUGCAAAAUGAUGGAAUAAAAAUAAUGUAUGUGAUGAAUCAGCAA